Molecule: messenger RNA, 2271 nt
Organism: Perca flavescens (yellow perch)
Lineage: Eukaryota; Metazoa; Chordata; Actinopteri; Perciformes; Percidae
Gene: mtpap
Product: mitochondrial poly(A) polymerase
Exons: 9
Coding region: 66-1781 (571 amino acids)
Biological process (GO): RNA 3'-end processing
Cellular component (GO): mitochondrion
Molecular function (GO): poly(A) RNA polymerase activity
Source: RefSeq, a predicted model, not a curated record
AGACAUUUUAUUUAUCGCCACGUGAGAUUUGGUACCUCUCUGUUGCCGUAGACAAAACCGCACGCAUGCGCAUUUCCGUUUCUUUCGGAGCAGCAAUGGCGUCCCCCUUUGCAGUGUGCAGGUUGAAGGGAAGGGGCAUCCUGGUGAAGUGUCUACAGAAGGUCGAUCCAUUUCUUCACAGGAAUAUUGGAACAGACGUUGUCGCUGCCCGAGAAAGGCAUGGAUGCAAAUCUUUGUAUGCUGUCCAGGCGGAGGGACAAGAACAAGCAGAGAGAUCCGUUCUUAUCAGCUGCCACUCCAGAACCAAUGAGAAAAAGUUCCUCAAGUAUAUAUCAAGACAUGGAGAUAUCAAGAAAUACUUUUUUUAUGAAAGUUAUGGCUUGUAUGCCGUGGUUGAAUUUGCCAACCGGGAAAGUGUUGCCUCGUUGUUUGAAGGGGCUGCCAUCCCUAGCGUCAGCCAUGAAUCCAUGGUGCCUUUUAAAUCCAGGCUGCUGUCAUUAAGGAACAUCGGCUUAGCGGACUCAACAAACCAGCAAUCGGGCCAACAGUGCCAACCACAAACGCCCAUUCCCAUCAACGAGCUCAUACAGAGACUGUCCAAAGAGGAGAGUAUAGACCAACAGAUAACCUCCCUGACAGAUGUCUAUCAGCUCACACAGGAGAACAGCCGACUGCGUUUCCUCGUCUGCUCUCUGCUCAAGGACAUUGCUGCUGCAUACUUCCCAGAAUGCACCAUCAAGCCAUUUGGCUCAUCAGUGAAUGGCUUUGGAAAGCUGGGCUGUGACCUGGACAUGUUCCUGGACCUGGAUGGCAUCAGUGGGAGAAAUGCAUCAAUGCCAAAAUCCGGUCUGUCCCUGGAGUAUCAGAUGAAGAGGGCCAGCUCGGAGCGGGCCGUCACCCAGAGCAUCCUGUCCGUCAUCGGGGAGUGCGUGGACCAGUUUGGGCCGGGGUGUGUGGGGGUGCAGAAGAUUCUCAACGCACGAUGCCCCCUGGUCCGUUUCGCCCACCAGCCCUCUGGUUUUCAGUGUGACCUCACAGCAAACAACAGGGUUGCAAUGAAGAGCACGGAGCUGCUCUACCUGUACGGAGAGCUGGACCCGCGGGUCCGUUGUCUAGUGUUCACGGUGCGCUGUUGGGCCCGAGCUCACGGCAUCACCAGCAGCAUCCCCGGCGCCUGGAUCACCAACUUCUCCCUCACUGUCAUGCUGCUGUUCUUCCUGCAGAGGAGGAGCCCUCCCAUUAUCCCCACCCUGGACCACCUCAGGGACCUCGCAGGUCCCGCCGACAAGAGCGUGAUUGAGGGGAACGAUUGCACGUUUGUCAGCGACUUCAGCAAGAUCCAGCUCCAGAGCAACACGGAAACACUCGAGCAACUUCUGUGCGAAUUCUUUGAGUUCUACGCCACCUUUACAUUCAGCAGGAUGUCCAUAAAUAUCAGAAAGGGCAAAGAGCAGAACAAGCCUGAGGUAGCCCCGCUGCACAUCCAGAACCCGUUUGAAACCUCUCUGAACGUCAGCAAGAACGUUAACGCCACACAGCUGGACCGCUUCGUGGCUUUGUGUCAGGAGAGCUCCUGGCUUCUCCAGCAGAGUGAAACCAACGCACCCAGAGGUGGUAAUAAAGAAAAGGCUUCCAAACCUUGGGGACUCGCUACCCUCCUCCUGCCCUCCCAGGUUGCAGGGAUCAAAAGUCGCAAGAAAAGGAAACGGGAGCCAGCCAGUGAGAGGAUCAAGAGCUUGCUGGAAUCCUUGAAGAAUACCAAUCAGCAACAGAAAAGCUAAGAAUCUCAGAAAUCCACUCCAUCCUCUUGCUAUCACUUAAAGUCAUGCAUUGGUGGACAUCUUCUGGUGUUAUUGUCUGCUGCCUCACCGAGGAGGCGAGGAGAGGCUUCUGCAGUUAAAUUCAUCUGCUGGACUAUAGUUCCAAACAUGGACACUGGAGGGUGUUACUGAGGCCUGUACAGUAUGUGCAUAUGUUUGGGACCUGGAAUAAGGGAGUGAUUACUGUGUACUUUACUAUAGACUUGCCUGCUCUGUUGUAAUUAAAGCCAGUGCUGAGGAAACUGAUGCAAGUCCUGCCAGACGCUCUUAAGGAGCUAAGACUGUAGAUUCACAGGUUAAUUUGAUUCAAAAUGUGUUAUACAUGGAUGUUUUUAUUUACACUGAUCACUAACAUCUGUUAACAUCUCAAACAAAAUCAUUAUGGAUAUCUUUUUUUGUAUUAAUGUUACAAUACAGAUGGAAUAAUGAAGCUUUUAUUGCAAACGGAAAA